Nematostella vectensis (starlet sea anemone) is the source of this 1552-nucleotide messenger RNA. Its product is annotated as tetraspanin-5. The coding region runs from base 94 to 894 and encodes 266 amino acids. The transcript is spliced from 8 exons. Gene Ontology annotation, cellular component: membrane. The record is from RefSeq and is a predicted model, not a curated record. Lineage: Eukaryota; Metazoa; Cnidaria; Anthozoa; Actiniaria; Edwardsiidae.
GGUCCUAAAGUAUCCCGAAAGGACGGAGUAGAUUUGGGGCGAAGUGUUUUGGUUUGCAUUCAUAAAAAAAGUAACGAUUUUUUCGACUCCAAAAUGCCUAAGGAGCACACAGAAGUGAGCUGUUGUGUAAAGUAUCUACUGUUCUUCUUCAAUGUCUUCUUCUGGUUGGUGGGGUGUCUCCUUGUUUCUGUGGGCCUGUACGCAAGGUUUGAGAAGACUGCAUACCAAGAAUUCUUCAGUGACAUACUCACAGAUCCAGCGUUUGCUCUUAUAAUCGUUGGUGGGAUCAUGUUUAUCCUAGGCUUCAGUGGCUGUAUUGGUGCUUUGCGGGAAAAUAUUUGCCUACUGAAAUUUUUUUCUGUGGUGCUUGCUAUCAUUUUCUUCCUUCAACUGGCCCUGGGAGUAUUUGUCUUUGUCUUUCAAGAUAAGGUAGAGGCAGUAAUUGUGGAGAAACUGCAGACAGCGGUUACGAAAUACAGAGACAAUGCUGAUCUGCAGAAUCUAAUUGAUGGCGUUCAACAGGAGUUCAAGUGCUGUGGAGCCAAGGGGAUCAAUGAUUGGGAUAAGAACAUCUACUUUAACUGCUCCUCACCAGGCUCAGAGGCUUGUGGCGUACCAUACUCUUGCUGCAUCAAGGACACAAUAAACAGACAAUGUGGUUAUGGAAUCAGAAAGUCAGGAACACCAACAUCUGACCAAAGCAAGAUCAUAUUCAUUGGGGGCUGUGUGAAUGCUGUUAAAGACUGGUUCAAGUCAAACAUGAUUAUAAUUGGUGGAGCUGCUGUCGGCAUUGCCUUAUUGCAGAUUAUGGGGAUUUGCUUUGCCAACAGUCUGAUUUCAGAUAUAAAAAUGCAGAAAGCACGAUGGAACAGAGACUAUCCAAGCCGCUACUAACAAACAGAGUAUAUUAAUAUAUCAUUUAAAGACUAAUGGCACACAUAUCAUGUGCGAUUAGUUAGUGCCAUCUCUUGAUCGCUGUGCAAUUUUCAAAAGGCAUUAGGAAGAUGCACUCAGGUAGAUGAGCUACAAUGUAAAAAUAGGCAUCCUUCCUUCAGUCUAAAAGGACUGAAGUCUUCUACUCCAUGGCAUUUUUAUUUACUAGCUUUAUAGACUAGAAACCAUUUUAUAUAAUAUACAGUAAUAUAUGUUACAUCAAAAAUGAAAGUAUGUAAUAUAUCCCUGAAAGCCAAAGUGACUCACAUGACUUUUUGAGUGGCAAAUUCAAGUGAAAAUAAACACAGGAAUAGCUGUGGCCAUCAUACAGAGAACAAAAAAAAAAUCCUAAAAAUACUUUCUGGCUUUAUUUGCUUUAUUCUUAGUAAGUUGCUUUCUGUUGUCAUUUUAUCAAAGCCUGAUCGUAUGCAAGCUUUCUGUUGUCAUUUUGUCAAAGCCUGAUCGUAUGCAAGCUUUCUGUUGUCAUUUUGUCAAAGCCUGAUCGUAUGCAAGCUGACACCCAAAAAGUCAUGUGAUCUCUUAAUGCAAGUCCCCUUUUGUGUAUAGUUGUUUAGAAGAGUAGUCCCUGUUUAGUAUGUGCUAUGGUUGGCCUUGUAAA